UGGGAGGCGCCUACCGAGUUUCAGUCGCGUAACGUGAGCUGGUGGAAAGCUGUCGAGGUGGUGUUGGCGCCGCACACCGCCGAGGCGCAGACCGUGACGGUGUCCGCGAACGCGACGGUGGUGGACUCGGUGUCGCCGCGCGCCGUGGUCGUGAAGAUGUGGCAUGUAGUUCGGUGUAUCCCGGGCUCGCGCUCUCUGGUGUCUUCAGCCGUGAUGUUGCAGCCGUUGGUGGUGGAGAGCAGAGAGGACGAGCCGGCGCCGCUGUCGCUGAGGGCGUUGAACGUGCUGAUGGAGUCGCUGGACCAGUCCGCGGUGUGGCCGGAGUACUGGUCCGUGGACGUGGAAGUUCACGGGCGCGACCUCGGCGUUUCUGUGAGCGGCUUGGCUCUCGACGGGAAUUCGUCGGAGGUGGAAGAGCGUGGUGGGCGUGUCGAACGUGUCAGCGGCGACGCUGGCUUGGAACGCUUUGUCGGCGGGCCGGUGGCGUCGUUUGCGGGUGGCUUCCGUGGGUCUAUAGUACUGGUGUUCGGCGACAUGCGCACUGCGGCACUAAAGGCGGAGAUUGUAACGGGGUUACAUGGAAUAGUGACCCUGUCACUAUUCCGGGAUGGCUACAUCGGUCACUCCCCUGGAUAG
Phytophthora sojae is the source of this 636-nucleotide messenger RNA. RefSeq lists its product as hypothetical. The record is from RefSeq and is a predicted model, not a curated record. NCBI's taxonomy places the organism in Eukaryota, Oomycota, Peronosporomycetes, Peronosporales, Peronosporaceae. The transcript is spliced from 2 exons. The annotation marks the transcript as partial.